GUCGUUAUUUCGGCUCUUGACGCUGCCUUUUUGUGCUGUUCCGUUUCUGAUUCUGAAAUGUCCGGCCGCGGCAAGCAGGGCGGUAAGGCGCGGGCAAAGGCCAAGUCGCGCUCAUCUCGCGCCGGGCUGCAGUUUCCCGUGGGCCGUGUCCACCGGCUGCUGCGGAAGGGUAAUUAUUCGGAGCGCGUCGGUGCCGGUGCCCCGGUGUAUUUGGCGGCGGUGCUCGAGUACCUGACGGCCGAGAUCCUGGAGCUGGCGGGGAACGCGGCCCGCGACAACAAGAAGACGCGGAUCAUCCCGCGCCACCUGCAGCUGGCCAUCCGCAACGACGAGGAGCUCAACAAGCUGCUGGGCCGCGUGACCAUCGCCCAGGGCGGCGUCCUGCCCAACAUCCAGGCCGUGCUGCUCCCCAAGAAGACGGAGAGCCACCACAAGGCCAAGGGCAAGUGAGGCCACGGAGGCCGGUCCGCACCGCGCCCCGAAAGCCCUGUGACACCAAAGGCUCUUUUCAGAGCCACCCACGGCUUCAAAAAGAAAGAGCUGUACUCAGCCUGCUGGGGGGGGGGGGGGC
This is a messenger RNA of Erinaceus europaeus (western European hedgehog), 571 nucleotides long. RefSeq names its product histone H2A type 3. The transcript has a single exon. Lineage: Eukaryota; Metazoa; Chordata; Mammalia; Eulipotyphla; Erinaceidae. Gene Ontology annotation, cellular component: nucleosome. Gene Ontology annotation, molecular function: protein heterodimerization activity; DNA binding; structural constituent of chromatin. The coding region runs from base 58 to 450 and encodes 130 amino acids. The record is from RefSeq and is a predicted model, not a curated record.